AUGUACGUGACAUUACCUGAUACUUCAAAAGAGUGGCAGCUGUCCUUAAUAGAUGCUCCAGAACGCAAUCAAGAGAGUGAGUACUUCCAAGAUUCUUUUGGGAUUGAAAGACGCAGCCCUGAUUUUUUUUUCUUUUAUUCUCUUUUAUUGAUUUAUAUAACUAAUAACUUGCCAAAUUUACAGCGGGCUGUUUACUGCAUCCUGAGUCGCUGUGAUCCACAUGAAGACCACUCUGACAUAGCAACCACCACUGAUGAUUAUAUCUGGCUCAAGCUUUGCGUGGUUGAUUGUGAUUCCUCCCCUUCAGCCUCUACCUCUAGUACCAGCAGCGUGCAGCAGGACAUCCUCACUCUCACCUCACUCCAGAAUCUCCUUUAUGAGCAAUAUGGAGAAUCACAUUUCAGUGCAUUACAGCAACCACUACUCUAUACAACAAUCCUACUCCAGACAGGCCAGUUUGAGGCAGCUGUGGAAUUUCUCAGCAGAAAAGAAGCUCUGCGUUGCCAUGCUGUUCAUGUGGCCCUAGCUUUGCACGAGAUGAACCUGCUUGCCCUGCCAGAACAGGUCCAUGCCCCCAUGUUGUCUCGUGAGGAUGGUGACCCAGAUGGUGUUAGAAGACUGAAUCUGACAAGGCUUAUUCUUCUCUACACAAGGAAGUUUGAGGCCACUGACCCAUGUGAAGCCUUACAUUACUGUUACUUCCUGAGAGCUCUGAAAGGAAAGAAUGGGGAGAAUGUUUUUGCAGGCUGCAUCAGUCAGCUAGUCUUGCAGUCCCGUGAGUUUGACAUGCUUCUGGGAUGCCUGGAACCAGAUGGUCGUCGCACUCCCGGGGUUAUUGAUAAAUUCAAGGUGGAUGUUAGUGAAGUGACAGAGAUGGUUGCACAAGACUCGGAAAAGAAGGGACUGUACGAAGAUGCCAUCAAGCUUUAUGAUCUGGCCAAGAACCAUGACAAAGUUGUUGCACUUCUGAAUCAGUUACUGAGCCAGGUUGUGUACCAACCAGAAGGAGGGGCUGGCAGCCAGCGUGUGCGUAUACUGGAGCUAGCAACAGCUGUGGCCAUCCGGUUCAAGACGCAUGGUCACAACACCCUUCCAAACAAUGCAGCAACACUCCACUUGCUUUUGGACUUGGCCACUUUCUUUGAUUUUUAUCACAAAGAAAGGUUCACAGAUGCUUUGGAGGUACUGAAGAAGUUGCGCAUUAUUGCCCUGAGUCGGGAUGAAGUGGAGUCAAGGGUUGCUGGAGUGGCCUCACAUGGAAGUGAGGUUCGUAGUGUUCUCCCACAUGUACUUCUGGCUGCCAUGACUACAACCCACAAACUGUAUCAGAUGCCAUCACAGCAACAAUCCCCGCAGAUGUCUUUCAACGUGUCUGCAACAGCAGCUUCGCCAGCAACAAAGCACCUGCAGGAACAGGCUCGUGCCAUUGUCACCUUUGCAGGAAUGAUUCCCAUGAGGUUACACUCUGAGAUAAAUGCUCGCUUGGUGCAGCUGGAAGCCCUUAUCAACUGAUUAGGCUGUGUUCCUGUGUUAUACUUCUUUUAGGGAUCAAAAUAUAGUGUCAGGGAAACUGAAACAAGGAAAUGUGAGCAAAUUAUUGUUAUUACUAUUCCUGUUCCUGUUCCGAUGAUGAUGAUGAUCCACAAGAGCUUAUAAUCUUUAAGGAGUCAGUUACUAGUCCUACUGUCUCAGUUAAUUACUGUUUUCCUUCAUUUUUGGAAAAAAAAAAAAAAAAAACUUGUAUUUUUAUGAUAUAUUAAUCAUAAAGUCAAUAAAAAUAAUAAUAUUAAUAUUAAUAGCAUUAAAAAAACAUCCAAGGAAUUAACCAAGUUGGCUCUGAUGGCAAGAAUACAUGCCAUGCCCAUUGUAAUAGUCAUCUGUUGUCUUUACACAUAAAUGGCUCGACAAGUGUUAAGUCACCAAAGAGUCAGUUAUUAGUCCUAGCCAUCUCACCUGUUAACCCUUUUCCGGAUUUUUGGAAAACUUCAUUUGUAUAAUUUUAUUGUCUUAAAUGUUUUAAUAAUUUGUUAACAAUUUGAUAAUCAAAAUAUCAGUAGGAAUAAUAACAGUAUCAAUAUUAAUCGUAUUAGGAAGAAAAACACAUUCUUCUCCUGAUUCAAGGAAUGGGAAAAUCAGGUGCAGUCACUAGGGCCUACUGAUAGCUUAACUGGUGACUGAGCACUUGUGGAGUCAAAAAAAUGCAGUGCACAAUACCAGUGGCCAUAGGGUUAUUAAGGUAAAUUUUGUAUUUAUACAUGCUACCUAUACAUUUUUGUUUUUUUGUCUUCAUUUUAUACAGAUAUACCUGUAAUAAUUUUGUGUCGUAGUUUUACAGUGAAUUGUCUGUAAAAAAAAGAUAAGGAAGAGUAAUACUGUAUAAAAAGUUUGUGAAUAUGAUGCCAGUUUUAUGAUGAAUUUACUCCAGUGUAUGUGAUUGGAAAUAAAGACUUGAAUGAUGA
Molecule: messenger RNA, 2459 nt
Organism: Penaeus indicus
Lineage: Eukaryota; Metazoa; Arthropoda; Malacostraca; Decapoda; Penaeidae
Product: nuclear pore complex protein Nup93-like
Exons: 12
Coding region: 1-1512 (503 amino acids)
Biological process (GO): poly(A)+ mRNA export from nucleus; protein import into nucleus
Cellular component (GO): nuclear pore
Molecular function (GO): structural constituent of nuclear pore
Source: RefSeq, a predicted model, not a curated record